Messenger RNA from Dicentrarchus labrax (European seabass), 4164 nucleotides. Its product is annotated as tomoregulin-1. Lineage: Eukaryota; Metazoa; Chordata; Actinopteri; Moronidae. The record is from RefSeq and is a predicted model, not a curated record. Bases 848 to 1909 code for a protein of 353 amino acids. Gene Ontology annotation, molecular function: protein binding. The transcript has 10 exons.
CUCUCUCUCUCUCUCUCUCUGUGUGGGAGUGGCCUGCUGCAGGUCACGUGGUCAGAGCCUUUGUUGAUGUGAUUCAGUGGAGAAAGAACAGGAGGACAAAAAAAAAAAAAGAAGUCGUCCCGGUCCGACCGACCUACCGAAUCCAUCCAUCCGUCCUCCCCGGCGCACACUCACUCCUCUUCGGCCUGGAUGCUGCUGGAAGCCGCUUCGGACCUCCACCUGGAUCUUUUUCUCCGCGGAACGUUCCGCGGUGCUCGCCGCCCGGUUUGAGUGCGAGGCAGCGGGGCUGGGGGAUGGAGGCUCAGUCCGGGCUGUGAGCAGACUGGUUUGAGGGGGUGGUGGAGGUGUGGGGGGUCGGUGUGUGAAGCCCCGGGCCCUGCUUUGCUUUGUUAUCCUGGGCUUCAUUUAGCAGCCCUCCUCCCGGCUUUCUCACCGUGUUUUCCAGCCUUUUUGGGUCCGUUCGCGCACGGAGCCGUCCCCCGGAGGACUGUGUGGACAGAGGAGGGGACACAUGGAGAACAUUUGGAUUUAAUCUCUCUGUAUUCUUCUCUUUCUGCGGGCUGCUUGUGUGUUGAUGACUGAAGGACGAAUCCAGAAAAACGGAUUCAGUUAAUCUCUCUCUCUUUAUAUUUCUAUCCUCUUUCCACUCGUCUGUUUCUCUCUGUACAGCUCUGUCUAUCCCUACACACACCUUUCUACACCUCCAUCUCUCUAUAUAGAGAAAUAUCUCUCUUUACCUCCCUAUCCCCCCCUCCUCUUCACAGCCAUUUAUCUCCAUCCAUCCCUUUAUCUCUCCCCACUGUCUGUCUGUCCCUCCAUCUGUCUCCCCCUCCCACCGCCCUCCAUCAUGGCUCCAGUGUACCGGUUCUCCUGGUCCUGCUGCCUGCUGGUGCUGCUGGUUCUCCCCGCCGUCCGGAGCUCGUUCCCCCGCAGCGGAGGCGGCAGCAGCACGGACUGCGGCCCCGGGAAGGCCGCCGACUGCCCAGAUCUGUCAGAGAAGAAGAGCGACCUGCGUGUGUGUGACGCAGGGACGUGUCGCUUCGGAGGAAUCUGCCGCGAGAACGGAGCCGACAUCAAGUGCGUCUGCCAGUUCCACUGUCAUAAGAAGUACGUCCCCGUGUGCGGGUCGAACGGAGACACGUACCAGAACGAGUGCUUCCUGAGGAGAGCCGCCUGCAAGAAACAGAGAGCCAUCACCGCCCUGUCAGAGGGACCCUGUUACCACGACGGUGGUUCGGGAUCUGGCGAUGGAGAUGAUGAAGGCUCCGGUCGCGGGAAAAAGGCCUCAAAAUGUGGAAACUGCAAGUUUGGAGCCGAGUGUGAUGAAGACUCCGAGGAUAUGCUCUGCAUGUGUAACAUUGUGUGUAACGGCCACAACGACAACCCGGUGUGCGGCAGCGACGGCGUCACCUACGACACGCCGUGCCACGUCCGGGAGGCGUCCUGCCUCAAACAGCUGAAGAUCGACAUCAGACACGUGGGACGUUGCCAAGAUAAAAGUAGGAAGGACGACAGCAUGAAGACCAAACCAGACGUCUAUGCUGUGUCCAAACCUGGUGAGGGGGAGGGAUUUGUGGACAGCCCCGCCCCCUGUCCUGAAGACUACGCCCAGUUCUGUGAACACGGCCACUGCGAGAUGAGACACAACCUGCCCACCUGCAGGUGUGAGGCGGCGUACGGUGGUCCUCAGUGCGAUCAGCUCCUGGACUUUAACAUCCUGUACGUGGUGCCCAGCGGUCAGAAGCUGCACUACGUCCUCAUCGCCGCCAUCAUCGGAGCCGUCCAGAUCGCCGUCAUUGUAGCCGUGGUCAUGUGCUUCACCAGGAGGUGCAACAAGACGAAGCGUGGCCGGAGACAGAAGCAGCACCUCGGUCACUUCCCGUCAGGAACGUCCUCCAGGAUGAUGUAGCUGCUCUUUUUCCCUCUCUAAUGUUUUUAUGAAAAGUCUAAAUUUUUCGUACCACACAGACAGACUGCAGUUUUGAUAUCUCGACUUUUUGGUGCCUCUUUUGUUUUCCCUUUUUUAAAAAAUAAUUUUUGAAUUUCUUAAGGGGCCUUAUUUUUCAGAUUUUCCUCCAUGUUGUUUUUUUCCAUCUGGACAGUUUUGUCUCCGCACUGUCUGCAGAUGAUGACGCUGCCGUCCUCUCAGACUCUGAAACACUGUGGAUCCUCCGGCAGGAAACAUUAUUUAUCUGAUUGUAUCUUCACUUUGGACCGUCCUCAUACAAACUGGAAUAAGAGAUUGUCUCCGUUUAUUUUAACCCUAUGGGACGCAGAUUGAUGCCGUUUUUGUGCUUUUGUUUGGAUUUAUUUUAAAAGGAAUAUUAACGAUUGUUUCACCCUGUUUAUGUGGAAUAUAAGUCUAGAUCACUGCUGAAUACUUAAAGUUCAAAUUUAAAUACGGCUGGAUUUGACUGAAUAUGUAGUUUUUAGAAUUUUUUUAGGAUUCACAAAACUAAAUUAAAUAUUGUUUGAUUUCUCCAUAAAAAAACCAAUGUAGCUGCUAAAAUGGGAUCAAUUAAAUUCAAAAUGGCAAAGUUGAGCAUCUGGACUACAGAGGAUAAACAUACGUAUGAGAGGAAGAAGUAUCUCUGGUAGAUUGGGAUUAGUGGAGUUUAAAUGUUAUAAAUUUCAGCAUUAAUAUUUAGUAGUGAUUCAAUAUUCAGGGUUCCUACACAUCCUGGAAAUGGAAUAAAAUGACCAAAUAUCCUGAAAGUCUUUAAUAGUAUUUUAGCCCCUCACUCAGAUCGCCGAAGUAAUCCUGGGUUUGGAAAGAUAAUCUGCGCAGUGACACUGGGAAGCGGAGUUACCAGACACAAAGUGGAACGGACCUGCUGCCAUCUUUUUGAGCCGUGAGUGAAAUUCUCUGAGAAUCUCAGUUCAGAUUCUACCGGUGGUUAUUAUCUACAACAGACAGUCUGUCCGCGAGUGGUCGACCAAUGUGGGCUUAUCAGAGGAAAGUUGUGUAUAAGUCCAUUAUUCCAUGCACACUACAAACCUAAUAUAACUAUAAAAAAACAUACAAAUACAUUGGGUUAUGCUGUAGAGAAUUUUUUUGUAAAUCAGCUUUGUGAGUGCAGAAAUCUGUCAAUGCUGACAAUCUCCAAACGCUAGAUAAUUAACCCAUUCAUCAGUUAACGAUUAGAUUUGUGGUAUUGGUUGAUAAAUACAUGCCCAGCGAUGUUAAUUCUACGCACACAGAUGCGCGAAGAUUACAUUUCUGUAAAAUAAAAUAAAUCCUAUUUGAUUUGAACUAUUACUGCCACAAAAGUGAGCAUAAGUAAAAAAAAGAAUAAAACUGCAGUUAAAUGAUUCAGUACUAGACCUCCCGGUGGGUUAUCUGUCUGUGAGCAGGCUGUCCUGUAUUCUGAGAAAACCUCCAGGACAAGGAUAAAGUGGGAACCCUGAGUAUCACAGUUAGGGAUUCAUUUGUUGAUAUUUCUGUGUUGGCUUUUUACCAUGCACGGUGUCCACAUUGUCUUCAGUGUGGGGACCAGUUAAAGGUGUUAUGAAGGCAUUAAUACUCCAGGGGGCGCUCUGUACCAGGACUACAGGAUUAUCAGGGACCACUGAAGCCCUCUUGGGUAUUGUUGCAGACUCACAGCUGAUGGGUUAUUUUUAUGUUUUGCUGCGUCUCACAGGGUCAAAAAUAAUCCUUCAUGUAACUCAGAUGAACUUUAUUUGAGCUGUUUUUGUAUUUGUUACGAUGAGACGCACCUAAAAACCAAAAUGCUGUUUUUUCUACUGCUUAAAAAAAGAGAAGGUACAGGCUGAUAUGUACAGGUUGUUGUUACAAUUAUUUUAUUGCUUGAUUUUCAGAUGACGCCAUUCCGGAAAUGGAUUCCAAUGUUUUUUUGUGUGUUCUGACAAGCUGAUGAUAAUUUAAAUUGCUUUGUUUUUUGGUCGAGUUUCUGCUUUUUUUAAUCUAAUUUGUAACGAUGGUACGACGUGUCCGUGUUGGUCGUUUUAUUGUGGUAGGAGGAGUAUACUCAAUAAGCUGGGAGGUUCCCUGAAGUACGGCUGUACUGAGAUCAGAUUUAUUUGACUCGCUCAGUGUCUCUGCGAGAAUCUAGCCUGAUUUUACUGUAGAUGUUGCAUGAACCAGUGAAGUUGUUGUUUAGACUGUACUGUAGUGGAACUAGGAUUAAAUUAUGAUGUUUGAAA